This is a messenger RNA of Branchiostoma floridae (Florida lancelet), 1199 nucleotides long. RefSeq names its product divergent protein kinase domain 1C-like. Bases 100 to 1050 code for a protein of 316 amino acids. Lineage: Eukaryota; Metazoa; Chordata; Leptocardii; Amphioxiformes; Branchiostomatidae. The record is from RefSeq and is a predicted model, not a curated record. The transcript is spliced from 3 exons.
AGAUCCGCUAUUGACAGUAUUUCAGUGACCCAAAGCCAUCGCCAUGCAUGGCAGCAGAAGUGCUCAUGAUCAGUGACCCGGGAAAAAGAAGUCAAGAAAAUGCCACGGAAGCGGUCAUGGAGGCGACUUUGCAAGUUUUUUGUCGCCGGACUUUUGGGGUUUGUCCUACUCGCAGUUCUGUUGGUGUUCACGAAAUAUAUAACCCACCAAUGUACGGAGCAGGAAGCAAGGGAUGCACUUAGGGAGCUGUGUGAAGAGUACGCCAGGAACAGGGUUACAGGAAACCUAUGCCCAGAUUUGUGCACAGCACAUUCAAUCAUCUUCCAAGAAUGUCUGAACUACAGAAAAGGCAAGAGAGUAAUACUAGCCGAGUGGAGCACUAAAAAAGUCAUACUGAAAUCCCAAUACAGCCAUCUGCACGAGUACAAUUCAAUGAUAGCAAAAUACACAAACGAGGAAGGAAAGGUCGUCACUUCACAGCCAGAUAUGGCAACUUUCCUAAUGGUAGUGAAAAAUCCGCUACGAACCAUGUUUCAAGAGGAUGCAACGUAUAGCACUGUAAGGGAAACUGUGCGAAAGAUGUGGAAUAUGCCAUGGGAACAUCAUGAAACAAUGAGUGUAGCGGCUAUGGAGAGCCUUUGGGCACUUUUACAGCAAGAAGAAUACCUCUUGAUGCAGUAUUUUAAAGGAAACAAGCAUUUUCCAAAGAUUUACGGGUCUUGCGGACAUUUUUAUGUCAUGGAGUAUACCCCGACUGGUGACACACUAAGCCCUCAGUUGUUUAGCCACAAAACGGUCGAAGGAAUAUUCAAGUCAGGAACAGACUGGGAGGACCGUGCUAAACUUGCGCUAAGCUUUCUUACAUUCAUAGAAGACCUGGAUACUUUCUAUACUGAACCACUUCAUCUGUGUGAUGUAAAGAAUAAAAACUAUGGGGUGUCUGAAGACCUGACCAUACGAGCGAUAGAUGUCGACAUGGCGUUCUUUGAGACCAAAAAUGCGGAGAAUUCUGCAGGGACGGGGAAACUGCACGAAAAACGAAGACUGUGAUUUCGUUGACUGUACGUCGUCGUGUGACUUGACGCGUGGGAGAUGUUCAGAACACAGGUCAAACAACAAUCUGCAGGCCAUCUGUAAGAAGAUCUUCAUGGGGUCCAACAGUCCUCUGUUCGGCGGGUUGCUGCGCUCUCCUCCUGUGA